Messenger RNA from Nicotiana attenuata, 1681 nucleotides. RefSeq names its product 26S proteasome regulatory subunit RPN13. The record is from RefSeq and is a predicted model, not a curated record. Gene Ontology annotation, molecular function: proteasome binding; ubiquitin binding; endopeptidase activator activity. Bases 453 to 1370 code for a protein of 305 amino acids. Gene Ontology annotation, cellular component: nucleus; proteasome regulatory particle, lid subcomplex; cytoplasm. Gene Ontology annotation, biological process: ubiquitin-dependent protein catabolic process. The transcript is spliced from 13 exons. Lineage: Eukaryota; Viridiplantae; Streptophyta; Magnoliopsida; Solanales; Solanaceae.
AGUCGUAUUGUCGCAGGUCGCUACUUAUGCUAUAAGGAUUUAUGCCAGCAAGGUUGAGAUAUAGCUGUAAAGGUAUUAGUUAAGAAAAUAGAUAACGUAUGUAGUACCUAAGGUGUGACAGAGCCGUCAAUAAACUAAGUGAAAAUCUCGGGAGACUAGGAUUCAAAUUCCAACAGAGACAAUUUUUUUAAGGUGAUUUUUCCCUAGCCACCUAGACUUUGGUGGUAGAGUUACUCAGUACACGACUACAUGUGUUGAUGGAAGAUAGAAGCUACCUGAUGGAAUAGUCGAGGUACACGCCAACUGAUAUUAAUACCAUCAUUAUUUAAAAGGAAAUGCCUUUGUUGGAGGUAAAGACUUGGUUGAUACAGACAUAUGAAUAAACUAAAGAAGACUUGCAGAUCUUGAGGACUCUAGCAAUGUGAACAAAAGCUUCUACAGAGGAAACUUUGAUGGAAUUUCGUGCCGGUAAAAUGAUCAUAGAGGGGAAAAAAGUUAUCCCUGAUUCACGGAAAGGACUUGUUCGUAUAGGCAGGGGUGAAGAGGGACUACUCCAUUUUCAGUGGCUUGACCGUAAUCUCAACAUUGUCGAAGAUGAUCAGAUUGUUUUCCCAGAGGAGGCAGUUUUUGAGAAGGUCAAUCAAUCAUCUGGAAGGGUCUACAUCUUGAAGUUCUGUACCGACGAUAGAAAGUUUUUCUUUUGGAUACAGGAGCCAGCAGCUGACAAUGAUGCACAGAUAUGUAGCUCAGUCAACUUCCACUUGAAUCAACCACUUGAGUUCCCUGGUGAAGAUGAGCCUGAAGCUUCAGCUCCAUUACCAAAUUCUGAAGAUAUGGUAGAGGAAGAUAUUUCAUCGAGGGCGGGAAAUUUGGUUAGUGCAAGCAUGAAUACUGAAGCAAGUAGUGAUGUAACGUCUUCGGGUCCUGUAAAGUUGGCUGAUCUUCAAAGAAUAUUGAGUAACAUAGGAUCCACAGAUGAGGCUGUAGAUCCUGAUGCAGGAUUGGGAUUGGGAGAUAUUUUGAGGCCUGAGCUCAUAUUACCACUGAUUGAAGAAAUACCACUAGAAGGAGAACUAGCUUCAUACUUGCCUGAGGGCCAUUGGACACCACAUGAAUUAUUGGAGUUGCUGCAGAGUCCCCCAUUCCGCCAGCAACUAGACUCGUUUACUUAUGUUCUUCGAACUGGACAAAUAGAUCUGGCUCAGUUUGGAAUUGAUCCCAGUCAAUAUAAGUUAACGGUCCCAUCUUUUCUCGAGGCACUGGAAGAUUCUGUUUCCGGUGCAUCAGGAUCCAACGAGUCAAGGCAGGAUGAGAAGGAUGUAAGAUCUCAAACGUGUAACAGAAGUGAUCCCAUGGAUGAAGGCCAUUAAGAUACGAGUCCAAAUCAAUACGAGAUGCUCUUACGGAGUUCUCACAAUGUUGAUUCCCCUUGUUUAUUUUUAGAGAAAAAGAAUUGAUUUCCGGAUUAUGUGAACAUUGUUGUUGACUAGCACUGUAAAGAAUGAAUGAUUCAGGGUGAAAUUUCUUUCAUUCCUUGCCUCGUUUUAUGCAGACAAAGUUUACGGCAAAUUGUGUCCAACUUAUCAUUGCAGCUGUUCAGGUGAUAGACAUUCAAAUUAUUCAAUUAUAUGGGACCGUGUAUGAUGUUUCGCCAUCAACAUUAAAGGUUCUAUUGCAUAAA